Vigna radiata var. radiata (mung bean) is the source of this 956-nucleotide messenger RNA. RefSeq names its product trypsin inhibitor A-like. NCBI's taxonomy places the organism in Eukaryota, Viridiplantae, Streptophyta, Magnoliopsida, Fabales, Fabaceae. Gene Ontology annotation, molecular function: endopeptidase inhibitor activity. Bases 232 to 858 code for a protein of 208 amino acids. The transcript has a single exon. The record is from RefSeq and is a predicted model, not a curated record.
AAAAAAUUAAAAUAAGCGCAGGACACGGCACCCUUUUUUAGUGUGUUAAUACACCCUUUCAAGUAAAAACUCUACUCUGUCAAGUUUCUAGUAGAACUAUUCCUUCCACUAGACCUUGUUCAGAUUUUACACUACUUUUCCUUUGUUCAUCACAUCUAUAAAUCAACUCUCUCUCAGCCUUGUUUAAUCACGCCAUUGUCAUAAACAAUUCAACUCGAACUAUCCCAAGAAAUGAAGACUUUAAUUGCUCCCAUUCCUUCCACCUUUUUCUUUUCUCUCUUCCUUCUCUCUAUAUUCACCUCAAACCUCCCAUCCGCCGCAGCCGACGUCGUUACCGACAGAGACGGCGACGCACUUAUGAACGGCGGCACUUACCACAUCCUCCCCCUGUUCGGAGUAAGGGACGGCGGCGUAGAACUUGCGGCCACCGGAAACGAAACGUGUCCUCUCACGGUGGUUCAAUCUCGCACAUCUAAAAUCUUCAGGGGACUUCCAGUGAUAAUCUCAUCCCCAUAUCGAAUCGCUUACAUCAACGAAGCUCUAAUUCUGAACCUGGCUUUCGCUUCUCCGCCCUCGUGUGCCCCCACUCCUCCGAAGUGGACCGUUGUUAAGGACCUACCCGAAGGACUAGCCGUGAAACUACCUGGGUACAGCAGCACCGUGAGUGGGUGGUUUAAGAUUGAAAAAUCUUCCCUUGAAUACUUGUACAAGGUUGUCUUCUGCGCACGUAGCGGUGGCACGUGUGGGGAAGUUGGGAUAAGUGUUGAUGAUGAGGGUAUGAGUCGUUUGGUUCUUACUGAGGAGGAGGAUGAUGGCAUCAUUGUUGAGUUUAUGAAGGCUAGUUCAGUUGGUGUUUGAAACUCAUGCAGUGGAAAAUCGUGUUGUUUUCUCAGUGAAUGACAAUAUAUGUGAGAAAUAAAUUAUAAAAAAAUCGCACCAUGUAGGGUUUGGCAUAG